Lentinula edodes (shiitake mushroom) is the source of this 1456-nucleotide messenger RNA. RefSeq lists its product as uncharacterized. The transcript has 2 exons. The coding region runs from base 175 to 1302 and encodes 375 amino acids. Lineage: Eukaryota; Fungi; Basidiomycota; Agaricomycetes; Agaricales; Omphalotaceae. The record is from RefSeq and is a predicted model, not a curated record.
CCCGAUUAAAUCUUGUUCACUUCACUGACAUUGAGUGACUUUUUUCUUGUGGCUUUGGCCUCGUGUGUGCAUAUAGAUUCUUUGUGGCGCGACUAAUUGGUUGGAUACUUAUAGCUCGUACCUCCACUGCCAGUUCAACCUGGACCCCCCCAGUUCUCCAACUCUUCUGCAGAAAUGUUUCGCACUGGUUCUCCGUAUUCACAGUUCUUCAUGUCGGGCUUGGUGCCUCCCUACCCUUCGUCUACACCCAACGCCACCGACGAGGCCCAGGAAGGAUUUUUCUAUGAGGUCGACUUUCGUCGCCGAGGUAGUCUCCCAGAUACUUCGUCUCCUACUGCCAGUGUGGAACAAUUUCACAAAGAGCGAUCAUUUUUAUCUUUAGAUUUAGCUGGCGCGGGUUCUUUACGUGCACCAUCUCUGCAUACACUUCGUUCCCGUCCAUCUUUGCAAAACUUUCCGUCUCAGAAGCCGAUCCCUAAAUACGCCGACGCAUUACCUGCGCUACCGGCUCCGAACACUAGUAGAGCUUCCUCCACUCUUCUUCCUCCAUCUCACUCCAAUGCAAUCGCUGGCCCGUCCAAAUCGGUAACCAUAACCAACCUUACUCGCAACACAUCUACUAGAACCGCUUCCUCCACCGUCUCGACCAACUAUCGCCGAACCAAACGAUCUGAUGCUCUUGCCCGACUCGAAGGUCGGUCCCAAACCGCCUUGGCUUCGUUCAAAUUUGGUGGUAUUAAAGAGGAGACGACGAGCAACUUUAUGUCCUUGUCCGACGACGAGGAUUCUUCCGAGGACGAAUGGGAUAUGGAUUCUAACGAAGAUGCGGACUUCGUCGAUCUCGACAUCGAUUUUAGCUCAACACACCGUCAUUCGUAUUCUGCUCCUUCCCAGCACGACGACGAGGAAGAUAUCCUUCCACUGAGUCCAUCCCGAUCUCACGCGUAUUCCCGCUCAUUCUCCUAUUCGACAUCUUCUUAUUCGGCUCCGAGUCGAAUGCAACGCCGCAGGUCCAAUACUCGCUCCAACUCGAGCUACGGCUUCGGAUCUUCCGUCAAAUCCGAGCCGCGAGUGCGUAGCAAGACGAUGUCGAUGUUUCCUUCGAACGCUCCUCCUAAGAAAUAUACCAGUUUCAUGGACCUUGAACAUUCUUCGCACCGCGAGGUUUCGUCUUCUUCGUUCAAACAAUCACCCCGGUCAUCGUCGGCGGAUAUCGUUUUUCCACUGCACAGUCCAAAUCGGAAGAAAACGGAGGAAUGGCUCCAAUGGAGUAGCUUCAUUGAAAUUUCUGCUGUUGUGUAAACCCUCCUCAUCUGAACUAUCUGCUUUUUUUUUUAGCUAUACGGUAUACUAUGUCAUUCGUUUUCAUUGCAUAAUUCUCCUGCUAAUUCCAUACAUUCUUUUCGCACUUAAUCCCUUUUUCUGCUAGCUGCAACCCGCGUUUCAUCUGUUGCAA